AUGGCAGGCCGAGCUCUCACUCACAUUCACUUCCAGCUCAUUGCCACCAUCCUGGUGGCGCUCGUCGCCACAUGCCACGCCGGCAGCAUCGCCGUGUACUGGGGUCAGAACGACGGCGAGUCGUCCCUGUCCGAGACGUGCGCGUCCGGGAACUACAAGUUCGUCAUCCUCGCCUUCGUCUACAAGUUCGGCAAGGGCCAGACGCCGGACCUGAACCUUGCCGGUCACUGCGUUCCCUCGUCGGGCAACUGCAAGCUUCUGAGCAAGGACAUCCACUCGUGCCAGCGCCGCGGUAUCAAGGUCCUGCUCUCCAUCGGCGGCGGCGAGAGCAGCUACGGCCUGUCGUCAGAAAGCGACGCGCGCGAAGUGGCCGCUUACCUCUGGAACAAUUACCUGGGCGGCACGUCGUCGUCCCGCCCCCUCGGCGAUGCCAUCCUUGACGGCGUCGACUUCGACAUCGAGCAAGGCGGCGCCAAGUUCUGGGACAGCCUCGCCAGGGACCUCAAGGACAUGGGCAAGAAUAAUGGCGACAAGGCGGUGCUGCUGAGCGCGGCGCCGCAGUGCCCAUUCCCGGACGAGUGGGACAGCGCCGCGAUCAACACGGGGCUGUUCGACUUCGUGUGGGUGCAGUUCUACAACAAUCCGGAGUGCCAGUUCAGCUCGGGGCGCAAGGCCUUCCUAGACGCAUGGAAACAAUGGGAGUCGGUGCCGGCGGGGCAGCUCUACCUCGGACUGCCAGCCUCCAAGGACGCGGCAGGCACCGGGUUCGUGCCCGCGGCCCAGCUCACGUCGCAGGUGCUGCCGCUCAUCAAGGGCUCGCCCAAGUACGGCGGCGUCAUGCUCUGGUCCAAGUUCUACGACGACCGCACGGGAUACAGCUCCGCCAUCAAGAGCCACGUCUGA
Molecule: messenger RNA, 903 nt
Organism: Miscanthus lutarioriparius
Lineage: Eukaryota; Viridiplantae; Streptophyta; Magnoliopsida; Poales; Poaceae
Source: the annotation of a GenBank genome assembly